AUGCGCCAACGGCUACAGGCAAGAGCUGCUCCUGUUCCAUUCUCGACUAAUGUACCGCAACACCCGACCCAGGCUGUCGAAUCCCCGCCGAGCCCGCCCGUCGACCGGAACCGCCUGAGCAAGCGCACCAUCGCCCUCGUCCUCCUGUGCCUCCAGAACGCCUCGGUCUCGCUCCUCACCCGCCUCAGCCGCACCUCGACCCGCCCACCGGGCGCUCCCCUGUACGAGCCCGCCGUCGCCGUCUUUACCGCAGAGUGCAUCAAGUGCGCAGUGUCGCUCUCGAUGCUCGCGCGGCAGCGGCAACGUGCGGCGCUGCCGAACGGCAAAGGCGAGGGUAAGCGCGGGCGCGGGCCCAAGUCGGGCCUGGUCGCGCACGCACUGGGCGCCGUGCACGACCUCGUCGCCCACCAGAAGGCCGAGAUGCUCAAGCUCGCCGUACCUGCGGCCCUCUACGCCCUCCAGAACACGCUCCUCUACACGGCCUUGUCCAACCUCGACGCGGCGACGUACCAGACGACCUAUCAGCUCAAGCUCCUCACGACGGCCCUCUUCUCGAUCCUCUUUUUCCGGCGCUCGCUCUCUCGGCUCCGGUGGGCCGCCCUCGUCCUCCUCACAGCGGGCGUCGCCAUCGUCCAGCUCGAGUCGACCGACAUGGCGGCGGGCACGGCGCGACUCGCCGGCACGGCCGACGACGGCCAGGACCGCCGCAAGGGGUUCGCGGCCAUCUUGGCCGCGUGCGUGAGCAGUGGAUUGGCGGGAGCGUGGUUCGAGUGGGUGCUCAAGUCGCCGGCGGCGUCACCGUCCCCUUCCUCUGCCCUCCCUCGUCCCCCUCCUCCUCCUCGCGACGCCCCCUCCUCGCCCGACAAAGCCCCACCCUCACCCCCUCUCGCCCUGCGCGCCAACUCUCCCACCCUCUGGGCGCGCAACCUCCAGCUCUCGGUCCCGUCCCUCUGCUUCUCGCUCGUCGGCGUCGCCCUGUGUGCGCCCGUGUCGCGCGCGUGGGCCAAGGGCGGGCUAGGCGCGGCGGCGACGGCGGCGCAGGGCUUGUGGGCGCCGUUCGAUGCGCUCGUUUGGGGGGUCGUGCUCAACCAGGCGCUGGGGGGGUUGCUCGUCGCCAUGGUCGUCCGGUUCGCCGACAGCGUCGCCAAGGGGUUCGCGACGUCGAUCGCCAUCGUCUUAUCCACCCUCGCCUCGGCCGCCCUCUUCAGCCUCGUGCCCGGGCCCCAGUUCCUCCUCGGCGCAGGACUCGUCAUCGCGUCGACUGUGCUGUACUCGUUGGACAAGGACUGA
Rhodotorula graminis WP1 is the source of this 1290-nucleotide messenger RNA. RefSeq lists its product as uncharacterized. Bases 1 to 1290 code for a protein of 429 amino acids. Gene Ontology annotation, cellular component: Golgi membrane. The record is from RefSeq and is a predicted model, not a curated record. Gene Ontology annotation, biological process: pyrimidine nucleotide-sugar transmembrane transport. The transcript has 6 exons. Gene Ontology annotation, molecular function: UDP-galactose transmembrane transporter activity. NCBI's taxonomy places the organism in Eukaryota, Fungi, Basidiomycota, Microbotryomycetes, Sporidiobolales, Sporidiobolaceae.